Antrostomus carolinensis (chuck-will's-widow) is the source of this 889-nucleotide messenger RNA. It is a transcript of the gene RPP38, whose product is annotated as ribonuclease P/MRP subunit p38. Lineage: Eukaryota; Metazoa; Chordata; Aves; Caprimulgiformes; Caprimulgidae. Gene Ontology annotation, cellular component: fibrillar center; ribonuclease MRP complex; nucleolar ribonuclease P complex. The transcript has a single exon. The record is from RefSeq and is a predicted model, not a curated record. Bases 36 to 887 code for a protein of 283 amino acids. Gene Ontology annotation, biological process: tRNA 5'-leader removal. Gene Ontology annotation, molecular function: ribonuclease P activity; ribonuclease P RNA binding.
ACAUCUAGGGUGGCAAAACACAAAAGAACCUCAGGAUGUCUGUAAAUCAGCAAGGGACGGCAACACUUCGUAAAGCAAAGAAAAUCACAGUAAAAACGUGUCUAGAUAACCCCUUUGUUUUUCAGUGGAAAACCAUAGGUGCAGAAGAUAUGCAUUUUAUACUGCAGACUUUAGAAGAAAGGAUUAAACAUAUUGGACUUAAAAAGAUUGAGACUCCAAGAAAGAAAAAACGUUCCCUUACAAAAAAACAAAUGGAAAGAAAGUGUGAUGCUCGCAGCAAUGAACUCCCUAAAGAAUCGGAAACGGAAGGCCAUCAACAAAAACCAGGAUGGACUGACAUAAGUAUCAGAAGACAGCUUGCCAUUGGCAUUAAUGAAGUUACAAAAGCAUUGGAAAAAAAUGAACUGCUUCUCUUACUGGUGUGCAAAUCUGCAAAACCUGCCAUGAUCACGUCUCAUCUUAUUCAGCUGAGUGCAAGUCGAGCCACUCCAGCAGGCCAGGUUCCCCGUCUCAGUGAAACAGUUGCGCCACUUCUUGGCUUAACAUCCAUUUUAGCACUAGGCUUUAAAAAGCAGUCUGAUAAAUUUAUGGAAGCGAUAGAAGCAAUAAUUCCAAAGAUACCAGCUUUGGAAGUUCCAUGGUUUCAGUACAGAACUGAGGAACUGGUGGCUUGUGCACCUACAGAUUCUUCAGAAAAUCAGGAAUCUGAGCAGCUUGCGGAGUCGCCGGGGGACGAGCUCACAAGCCAGAAGCGGAAGCGUACAGAGAGCUCUCGGCUUGAUCUUUCACACGUAACUUUGCAGCCUUUGAAAAUCAAGAAACUUGUUCCAAAUCCGAAUAAGAUAAAGAAACCACCUCGCAAAAAGAGAAAAGCCUUUUCAGCAUAACU